Molecule: messenger RNA, 1422 nt
Organism: Syngnathus acus (greater pipefish)
Lineage: Eukaryota; Metazoa; Chordata; Actinopteri; Syngnathiformes; Syngnathidae
Product: transmembrane protein 233
Exons: 3
Coding region: 204-536 (110 amino acids)
Cellular component (GO): membrane
Source: RefSeq, a predicted model, not a curated record
CUCACCCUUCUCUCCUCAGCCGUCCUUACUCCCUCUCGUCUCAUGUUUUAUGUUACAAGCGGACCGGAAUCGUCAACACAAGAUUUUUAGAUCUGCGGCGUCAAACUUUUCAUAUCAGGAUUAUUGGACUUUAGAAUUUAGUCAUUGAGAAUUUCCUCUGAGGUUUUUCCCUCCUCUGACCUUUUUUUUAGGUGUUGGUUAAAAUGGCGCUUGGAGUGCUUAACCAGCAGGUGAAUAGUUCACUGAGUGAGAGUCAGUUUGGUGAUAACAGUUCAACAGAGGAAAAGGAACCACCACUUCGAAGUUACCUCAUUUUAACUAUGCUCGCUUGUUUUUGUCCUGCAUAUCCUGUCAACGUUGUGGCUCUGGUCUUCUCUAUUAUGUCUAGGAACAGCUAUUAUAAUGGUGACUAUGAUGGCUCGAGGCGGCUGGGCAAGAAUGCUCUCUAUGUGGCGAUUGCUUCCAUUAUCAUCGGCCUACUCGUCAUCACUAUCAUCUGUACUGUGCAUUUCACCAGUAUGAAUCAUUUGGUCUGAGGGAAUAAAGGAGAGGAACUUUUGGAACACUUGAGCAGGACAAACAAAACUGCUGAUUGUAGGAUGGCAUCCACAACGAUUCAAAAGAGCUGGAGGUGCUACAUUCACGUUUACAUGUGACCUGUCACAUCUCAUCCUGUUUACCCCCCCCCCCCCUCCCUCCCUUCCUUGUAGACAAAACAAGAGUUUUAUGUUUAUUUAAUUUAUUCGGCUAUCUGAUGAUUAGCAUUGAGUAUAUUUGGAAGCUGGCGGGAAUGUGAAAGAGUCCACAAAUCUCCUUUUGUUGUUCAUUGUGGCCGAAUAUUGUGAAGACUGAAGACAUUGCCUAUAGUAUCUUAUUCAAAAUAUCAGGGUCGAUAUUUUAUUGACUGAAUAGUAUAUUAUAUUUUGAUAAUGUAUAUACACUAUCUAGUGAGAAUGUGUGCCUGUGGAUAAAACACGAGUACAAUAUAUCAUUUUUGUUUAUAAUGAGAAAAAUAAACUGUGAUGAUAUGAAUAUGUAUUGUAAAUUGUAUUGUGAUAGUGUAUUUUACGCCCUGCUGUCAAUCAAGACAAAGAUUUAGGAACAUUUUUACAUUAUUAACAAUUGCUUAUGAAAGAAAAUGGAUCCCAGUCUCGCUAUUUGAUUAGCGUCACACAUUCUGGCAGACUAAAAUGGCUCCAGUGCCAAACUUGCAAACUUAGCUGAGAUAUGUUCCAGUAGCCUGAUAUGUCAUAUUAUAUCCUCGACUAAAUAUAACACAUUUCCUGUUUGCUUUUUUCUGGUAGCCUGGACUGUCAGAUGGUAAAGCUGAUUCUUAACAAGAAGAAAAAGUGACAUUCAGGGUGUUAAUUGUUUCUUCGAGACUGAGAGGGAAAUUAUUCUUAAAUACCAAGAACCAAUUUU